GAAGCCAUUUUCAAUUUCAUAAUACGGUGUUGGCUACUGCAGAGGAGUUUCUUCAGAGGAGGAAAAGGACAAAAGUGGACGGGAUUAUAUUUAGGUUAAUCAAUAUUGAAGCAUAGCUGUAAACAUUUAAUUUAUUAUAGUACUGGAAAUGUUUACUUUUUCAACUACGGUCCAGCCACAGGUCACAGUCCCUCUGAGCCACCUCAUCAAUGCCUUCCAUUCCUUCAAAAACUCCGCAAACUCUGUGAGCACCGCCACGGCUCAGUGUUUACAGAGGGAGGUGGCCCCAGAACCGGACUUCCAGAGCGCUGAGCCCACAUUAAACUUGAGGGAUUUGGGUCUAAGUGAUCUGCGUGUUAGUCAGUUGGAUGACCUUGUAAACGGACUUCUGCCCAGUUUAUCCACAGAGGAACCCCCCGGACAGUCGUUUUGGAGAACAUCCCAUGUCUCGGCUGAAUCCUUCUUUCAGAAUAAGCAUGGGUUCUCCAGCAGGACACUGGGUCUCCUGGGCUCCCCUGCACUGUGCAAGCAGAGCCCUACCCCUCUGCAGGCAGUUUGCUCAGAUCUCCAGCACUGGCCCGUGUGGAUUCAAAGCCGAGGCUUUAAAACGCUGAAAUCCAAAACCAAACGCCUGCAGUCCAACUCUGACCGGGUUGCCGAGCCUGAAGGCUACACCCCAUCAUUCAUGAAGGGACUACUGAUGAGAGACAGAGGAACAGAAGUAGAAAGUUUAGACAAACUCCUGAAAAGUAAAAAUAUCCCUGAUGGUCAGCAAGAUGCUUUCAAGACAGGAUUUGCAGAGGGAUUCUUGAAAGCUCAGGCACUCACACAGCGAACACAAGAUUCAUUGAGAAGGAUGCGGCUCAUUCUUUUGGUCCUGUUGUUGCUGGGCAUUUAUGGGCUGUCAAGAACCCCAUUUUUAUCUGGUAAAGGCUCCUUUUCUGAUCCUGUGCGUUUCCGAACAACAUCAGGACUUGAUGCUGCAGUGGAUCCCAUUCAGAUGAAAAAUGUCACCUUUGAACACGUGAAAGGGGUUGAGGAAGCUAAGCAGGAACUACAGGAAGUCGUGGAAUUUCUUAAGAACCCUCAGAAAUUUACUGUGCUCGGUGGAAAAUUACCUAAAGGCAUCCUUCUCGUUGGCCCUCCGGGCACAGGCAAAACCCUGUUAGCGCGAGCAGUGGCUGGGGAAGCGGACGUCCCCUUUUAUUAUGCCUCGGGGUCUGAGUUUGAUGAGAUGUUUGUUGGUGUGGGAGCCAGUCGCAUCAGGAAUCUCUUCAGAGAAGCAAAGGGCAAUGCGCCUUGUGUCAUCUUUAUUGACGAGCUGGACUCUGUUGGUGGAAAGAGAAUCGAGUCUCCUAUGCACCCCUAUUCCCGACAGACCAUUAACCAGCUCCUGGCAGAGAUGGAUGGGUUUAAACCCAAUGAAGGGGUCAUCAUUAUCGGAGCAACAAACUUCCCAGAGGCUUUGGACAAUGCUCUGAUCCGUCCUGGGCGCUUCGAUAUGCAGGUCACAGUACCAAGGCCGGAUGUGAAAGGGAGGACGGAAAUUCUGAAGUGGUACCUCAACAAAAUUAAAUUUGAUAGUGCUAUUGAUCCUGAAAUUAUUGCAAGAGGAACAGUUGGUUUCUCUGGAGCAGAGCUGGAGAAUCUGGUGAAUCAGGCUGCUUUGAAGGCAGCAGUGGAUGGCAAGGAUAUGGUCACCAUGAAGGAACUUGAGUUUUCCAAGGACAAAAUUCUGAUGGGUCCUGAACGUCGAAGUGUUGAGAUAGACAAGAAGAACAAAACUAUCACUGCUUACCAUGAGUCAGGCCAUGCUAUUGUUGCCUAUUAUACCAAAGACGCCAUGCCCAUCAACAAGGCUACCAUUAUGCCCCGAGGGCCUACUCUUGGCCAUGUAUCAUUACUUCCAGAGAAUGACAGGUGGAGUGAAACUCGUUCUCAGUUACUAGCUCAGAUGGAUGUCAGUAUGGGUGGAAGGGUUGCUGAGGAACUAAUAUUUGGGAGUGAAAACAUCACAACUGGUGCUUCAAGUGAUUUUGACAGUGCAACUAAAAUAGCAAAGAUGAUGGUGACCAGAUUUGGAAUGAGUGAAAAGCUGGGCGUCAUGACGUAUGCCGAUCAGAGCAAACUCAGUCCAGAAACACAAGCUGCCAUUGAGCAAGAAGUCAGAGUACUCCUGAGGGAUUCAUAUGAGCGUGCUAAAAACAUCUUAAAGACCCACACUAAGGAGCACAAGAACCUAGCUGAUGCUUUGUUGACAUAUGAAACUCUGGAUGCCAAAGAAAUCCAAAUGAUCAUGAAUGGAAAGAAACUGGAGCCAAGAUGAUGUCUUCCUCACAGCAGAAAUGGUUGGGUGUUCAUGAAUGUAAAUAUGCAACAGACCGGGGGGGGGAGCAUUGAAUGAAUCUGUGUAGUUUAUUUUUCUUAAUAUAUGAUUGUGUAUACAUAUUUUAUCCCAUUUUUUCCCCUUGAUUCUGAUAAGGAUUGUGCUUUUAUGUGUGAAGUCUUUCUGUAGUGAUGAAAUCCCUACUGCUUCCCUGCAAGUCUUCAACAAUAUCUCAGGGGUACGGUCAUUUGAUAUAAAACUCAUCAUCCGUGCUUUCUGAAAUACCUAUGGGCUCUAUUUAUUUUUGUUACACUUUUAAUGUCAAGGUUCUGCCUCAGAGGUGUCAUUAUGUACCCCUUUGAUGUUACCUGUUCACGUCCAGUUAUCAGUUAUUUUC
Lepisosteus oculatus (spotted gar) is the source of this 2723-nucleotide messenger RNA. It is a transcript of the gene yme1l1b, whose product is annotated as YME1-like 1b. Gene Ontology annotation, biological process: protein quality control for misfolded or incompletely synthesized proteins; mitochondrion organization. NCBI's taxonomy places the organism in Eukaryota, Metazoa, Chordata, Actinopteri, Semionotiformes, Lepisosteidae. The record is from RefSeq and is a predicted model, not a curated record. Gene Ontology annotation, cellular component: mitochondrial inner membrane. Gene Ontology annotation, molecular function: ATP-dependent peptidase activity; ATP binding; metalloendopeptidase activity.